This is a messenger RNA of Pseudo-nitzschia multistriata, 2759 nucleotides long. The record is from the annotation of a GenBank genome assembly. NCBI's taxonomy places the organism in Eukaryota, Bacillariophyta, Bacillariophyceae, Bacillariales, Bacillariaceae.
AACUUUUCAUCACGGAGGUCGAACAAAUCGAACAAAGAAAAAAGUACGAAGUACGUAGUAUCGCACUAGUAAAUCGCAAGAUUGGUGAGUCGGAAGGGCCGAAAAAGCACACCGGAUGGCAUCGCAUCUACUKCUACAGGGGAAAGGAAGACAUCUAUCGGAAAGAGGUUGUCGCAAACCCGUCGUGCCAAAUCCUCGUUGCCAACCAUGGCAGAAUCCUCUUCMUGGACAUGCCCGGUGUGCACCCUCGAAAACCACGAAAAGAARCGACGGUGCGGUGCUUGUAAAGCGCGGAAACCGGUGCUUGGCCGAAAAAGCAGCAACGACGGCAAYUCGCACGAUGAGAAGGAAGCGGCCGAGGAAGCCUCGAAACUGGGCGCGGCCAAGAAACAGAGAUUAUCGAAUCCAGAAGAAGCAAACGGAACUAGACGAUCGGCAAGACAGAGUGGCAGAAUCAAACCAGCAACGAAGGCCAAAACAGCGACUAUAGGUGUCGCCGAGAAAGUUCCUGCCAUUGCMAAAGCCCCAGCAAAAGCAACACCGAGGAAGACAACACCCAAGAAAGGAGCGCCAAAGAACGAGACUUCCGAAACGAAGAGGAGCAAUCCCAACAAAAAGCUAUCGCCCACUAGUACCCCGAUUUACCGCCAUGUCAUUGCAGGAUGGCAUGACACCUACUCGCAGGAAACGAGUUCUGUCUAUUCGGAAGAAACCAACGGCAAGCGGGGAGGCAAAGCAGACAAGGAAACAGUAAUUCAUCCCGUCAUCAAUCCGGCCACGAACAGGGCCUCCCUCUAUUACCAAGAGACCUCGAGCGAUGCGCUCGAGCACGCCAUUCGCCAGGCGGUCGCGAUUCAGGAGCGCCUAUACGGCUGCGCUGGCGAAAGCAAUCCUUCUUCCGUUUCCUCCUCGAUACUGGAUGCUGCUGCCUGGUGGCCGGAUCCGCACCAAUCGCACAGGCGUGCCGAGGUCCUGACCGAAAUCGCUCGCCUUCUCAAGGAMAAUACGGACCGGCUGGCGGACCUGGAGGUCGAUCAGAUCGGCCGUCCCCGAAAGGAAAUGCGCUUCCAGCUCUCCCGGCUCCACGAGUGGUUCUUGUACUACGCCGCUCUGCUGCGGACCGGGGGAGACGGGACCGCGACAACAGCCCCUGUCUUUGGGGGACGRGAUCACCUGAACCUGGUCCGGAGGGUCCCGCUGGGGGUCGUGGCGCAGAUCACCCCCUUCAACCACCCGCUGCUGAUCGCCGUGAAGAAGCUCGCACCGGCCCUGGCGGCCGGGAACUGCGUGGUCCUGAAACCAAGCGAGCAGGCACCCGCGAGCGUUGUAGAGCUGGCGCUGCUSUGCUCYKCCGCGGGCCUCCCCGGGGGCGUCCUCAGCGUCGUCCUGGGGGGCAGGGGCGUUGGGGCCGGCCUGGUGGGGGACCCGCGGAUCCGCAAGGUCGACUUUACGGGUGGACCGGAGGCGGGGGCCGCCAUCGGGGCCCUGGCCGGGGGGAACGUUGGCAAGAUGACCCAGGAGCUCGGGGGCAAGGCACCCAUGAUCGUCUUUGCGCCCAAGGGGGGAUCGCGCGGCGAGUUGGCCUCUGGCACCAGCAGCAAAACGGUCGGGCGRAAACGCCCCAGGAAAGCAUCGCCAUCCAAAGAAGGGAAAGAGACCGACGGCGCGACAGACUUCCUGGAUGCCUAUCUGGAUCCAAUCGUCAACGGGUGCGCGUUUGGAGCGUUUAUUGCGUCGGGGCAAACCUGCAUUGCUGGGACCCGGUUGUUGGUCCAGCGKGAAAUUUAUUCSAUCGUUUGCCAAAAACUAACMCACAAAAUCAAGAACGUGAUCCUGAAAGAGGGCAUGGGGGAUCCCUAUUCCAUGACAACAACCUUUGGCCCGAUGAUCCAYAAGCAACAAAUGGAUAGGGUUCACUCGAUCGURGAAUCUUKCACUUCGAAAAGGAAUAAUCCCCUAGAGCUGCUUUGCGGUGGCAAGCGCUACAGGGGAUUCCGGGGAGCGGAAGCCCAUCUGAACGAGGGCAACUGGUACGAGCCCACUCUGUUGGCRUUUCGAGACGACAAUUCCGUCCCGGGGGCAGAUUGGGAGAAAACGAUCACGGACCUCCACCACACCUGCCCCCUCUUCCAAAAAGAGUUGUUCGGGCCCAUUCUGGGGAUCCUGCCCUUCGAAAACGAAGAACACGCGAUUCGGUUAGCAAACGAUUCCCCCUUUAGCCUCGGUUGUUCGAUCUGGACGCACGAUCUCGUCCAGGCCCACGCGGUUGCCGACAGAGUGCGGGCCGGGAUUGUGUGGAUCAACGACCACCACAAGAACGCUCCCGCYUCUCCCUGGGGCGGCCUCACGAGGGACUCGGGCGUCGGGAAGGAAAACGGAACCGAGGCGCUGCUGGAGUACUCGCAGGCGAAGAGCCUCGUGAUCCGCACCACGCCCUUUGAUUCGGAUUGGUUCCGGGAUCCCAACGCGAGAUACAACUAACAAGCUGGGAGGCAAAUGAUUCCACGCAGAAGAUUCUGCUCCGGCACCGGGGAGUCAUCGUCAAAGCGGAGUGGCCGCGUCGCAGGAUGUCCCUGCAACAAGAGUUUGUGUGUGAAAUUCUGUUUUUCAGCCGUCCCAUCUAGGAAUGRUAAUUCCAUAGAGCUAGAUGGUACCGACUGCAGUGUCGAACGCAAAGAUCUACAAGACAUCUGGACGAACAGAGCACCGAGAUACCUCCAAUCAAGUCGAUCCAUCCAGAUCAGGCUAAUUUAGCAUCA